CACGUGGCUGCGGAGGCGGGGGCAGCGAGCGGCGCUCACUAGGCGCUAAGCGCUGCUCUAAGCGCUGCGCGGGGAGAUCGGAGAUCUUCGGGAGGCGGGGGGGGGGUCCCCACCGAGGUCCCCCCAAGUCCCCGUCGCCGUCCUCCGGAGGAGGCCCGGAGCGGUGAGCGGCCCCAGGGCCGCAGGCGGCAUUCGAACCCACGCCCUGGGGGCAUUCGAACCCACCACCUGGGCCUCCCCAGCCCGGCCUCUCGGCCCCCCCCAGCCCCGCCGCUCCCGGGGAAACCGCCCGGACUCGGCCCCCGCCUGCUCCGGCGGCUCCAUUCCUCAUUCGAAGGCAAUCAUGGAGGUCAGGAAGCGAAAGAAGUUGAGGAGCUCCGUUGGAUUUCAGAAACGCGCUAUCAGAGCUGUGGGGAAGUGGAAGCCAGUCGACAUCGAUCCCAAUUUGUUGGGUGACGAGCGGCUUGAAAGUCUGGUCUGUUUUGAGGAACUUACAGAUUAUAGAUUGAUAAGCAGCUCGAAGCUUUCUGAUAAAGAAAAAAAAGUCCAGAAAAGGAAAUCAGAUGCAUCUUCUGCCGAGGAGGAGGAGGACGAAGAACCCAGACCCCAGAAGAAGAAGAAGAAGAAGAAGAAGACAAGGGAUCCUAAAGACGAGGGAACUGAGGCAACUGAAAUUUCUUCAGAGGAAGAUGAAGAAUUUCAGGUCUUCCAAGAAGUUGAGCAGCAAGAUGUGCUCAACGUUGAGGAAGAGGACAGGGCAGAUGAAACGGGGGGAGCGGAAAGGCCCAGGACCUUGAAAGCUCCGAAGGGAAAGAAAAAGCUGAAAGAGAAAAGGAAAACACCGACUCCUCCGGGAGCUCCUCCGACCUCUGGGGCGCCUGGAAAAGGAAAGAAUUGGACGACGCGCGCGUUAUCUGGAUCGGCCGAUGGGGAGACGGACAUGUCCGCCUGGAAGGACCUGUUUGUCCCGAAGCCUGUUCUCCGAGCGCUGAGCUCCCUGGGGUUCGAAGCUCCCACUCCCAUCCAGGCCCUGACCCUGACGCCUGCGAUCCGAGACAACCUGGAUAUCCUCGGGGCUGCGGAAACAGGGAGCGGGAAAACCCUUGCCUUUGCCAUUCCAAUGAUCCACUCGGUGCUCCGGUGGCGGAAGGAAAACGAUACGAAGGGCGAUAAGGCCGGGGCGCCAAGAGUGCCUGAAGGAUCCUUGGAUGAGGCCACUGCUUCAGACGGGAACAGAUCCAGUUGUCGGGAUGCCAACUGGGACCCAGCCCUCGACUCGGACACCGAGGGGGAUGGGAGCAACGGAGAUGAGUCUCGCCCUGUAGGCGGCCGGACUGAACCCCUAGAUCCCAAGUCAGAACUUGGCAGUGCCGGGGCUGCCCCCGGGGCCAAGAAAGCGAGCUGUUUGCUGGGGCUGGUCCUGACUCCCACCAGAGAAUUGGCCGUCCAAGUCAAACACCACAUCGACGCCGUGGCCCGCUUCACAGGAAUCAAGACCGCUCUGUUAGUGGGUGGAAUGGCUGCUCAGAAACAGCAGCGGGUUUUGAAUCGUCGGCCGGAAAUUGUGAUCGCCACCCCGGGGCGCCUGUGGGAACUCAUUAAGGAGAAGCAUCCCCAUCUGUCUAACCUGCGGCGGCUCAGGUGCCUGGUGAUUGACGAAGCGGACAGGAUGGUGGAGAGGGGACACUUUGCCGAACUCUCCCAGCUGCUAGAGAUGUUGAACGACUCCCAGUACAAUCCGCGGAGGCAGACGUUCGUGUUUUCGGCCACCCUGACCUUGGUUCACGAGGUCCCCGCCCGAGUCUUUCAGAAGAAGAAGCACGCCCACAAGCUGGAUACGAAGACCAAGCUAGACCAACUGGUGCAGAAGAUCGGCAUGCGGGGCAAGCCCAAGGUGAUAGAUCUGACGCGCAAAGAGGCCACCGUAGAGGCGCUGACGGAAACGAGGAUCCACUGUGAGGCCGAAGAGAAGGACUUCUACCUCUAUUAUUUCCUGCUCCGGUAUCCGGGGAGGACCAUGGUCUUUGCCAACAGCAUCGACUGCAUCAAACGCCUGACCGCCCUCCUUACCAUCCUGGAGCGGGAUCCCCUUCCCUUGCAUGCCAAUAUGCACCAGAAGCAGAGGUUGAAAAACCUGGAGCGGUUCGCCGAAAGAGACGACUGCGUUCUCUUGACCACCGACGUUGCCGCCCGGGGCUUGGACAUUCCCAACAUUCAGCACGUCAUCCAUUAUCAGGUUCCCCGCACUUCGGAGAUCUAUGUCCACCGGAGUGGCCGGACGGCCCGUGCCGCCAAAGAGGGCCUCAGCCUGUUGCUCAUCGGCCCGAACGACGUGCUCAAUUUCAGGAAGAUUUAUAAGACCUUGCAGAAGGAUGAGGAGAUCCCGUUUUUCCCAGUUGAGACCAAAUGCAUGGCGGUCAUUAAGGAGAGAGUAAAUGUUGCAAGAAAGAUAGAGAAGGAGGAGUAUUACAAUAGCAGAGCCAAGCAACAUAAUUCUUGGUUCCAGCAAGCGGCUGAAGCUCUGGAAAUAGAUCUCAGCGAGGACGUAUUGAUGGGAGGAAAAUCUAAUGAUCAAGAAGAGAGUCAGAAACAAAGGAUGAUGAAGGGCAUGAAGAAACACCUGAAACACUUGCUCUCCCAACCGGUAUUUAGAAAUCUCAUAAAGACCAAGUAUCCUACCCAGUCUGGAAAGCUGGUCCUCUCCCCCUUACCCCUCAGCGGCACGGAAUCUGCUUUGGGCACCCUCUCCAAACAAAAGAAGAGGAAGAAGAAAGGAAAUUAACUUUGUACGGAUUGAGUCUUGGGGCUGACAACAUGGUGGUCUUGGCCUCCUGCUUUUCCCAUGAGCUCUUCCUGCCCCUUGGGAGGUCGCAGGGCUGGGGAGGAGAUGGAGAACUGGAAUAAAAUUAAGAUGGAUAAUG
Messenger RNA from Ornithorhynchus anatinus (platypus), 2921 nucleotides. It is a transcript of the gene DDX24, whose product is annotated as DEAD-box helicase 24. The transcript is spliced from 9 exons. NCBI's taxonomy places the organism in Eukaryota, Metazoa, Chordata, Mammalia, Monotremata, Ornithorhynchidae. Gene Ontology annotation, molecular function: nucleic acid binding; RNA helicase activity; ATP binding. The record is from RefSeq and is a predicted model, not a curated record. Gene Ontology annotation, cellular component: nucleolus. The coding region runs from base 344 to 2782 and encodes 812 amino acids.